AUGAUGUGCGAGGGUAGUCGCGAUUAUAUUUACGAUGGGCAAAUUGAAAUACCGCCUGAAGACGUUUCUGAAUAUUGCAUUGACUCUUCAGUGUUACGAUUUCAACCAUCUGAUUCCGAUGUGCAUGACAAAAUUACAAAAACACGCUGCAUCUUUAACAAUUGUCCCAUUUCGGUGCUAGAAAAUGAUCUUAUCAGGCAAUUCACUUCAUAUCUCCACACAAUACCUAGUGAAUACAACUGGAACGAUAUGGGUAAUGAAUUUUUAAGGUUUCUAUACACUGCUAACUUUAACUUUGAAGAUGCAGGUAGGUUGAUCGCAGAAAACUACAAAUAUCGUUUCCAUUCCAAACUCUUACCAGCUACUCUAUCCAGUGUACAAUCAGUUCUCAAUAGUGGCUGUUUGUAUUGGCAUGGUAGGGAUAAAAAUGCGAGGCCCACUUUGGUUAUUAAUCCGCAGAGACUAUCAGACUUAACAUCAGAUGUUAUUGAUGCCUUAUUAGCCUUUACCCUCGAAUUUUUUCUAAGAUACUUAUGCGUGGCAGGGCGUGCGGAAAACUAUGUGAUUAUAGUGGAUUGUGAACACGAGGGACUGCUUUCAAUGUCAUUCCAAAUGGCUAAUUUGUUCAGAGAUAUGGGUUCAAAAUAUCGUGGACGGUUAUAUCGCAUUUUUUUUAUAAAUACACCUAAAUUCUUCAGCGUAGUCCUAUCAUCGCUAACUUCCCUCCUACCCAGCAGCACUUGCAACAAAAUUGUAGUACUGGGGGAUGAUUACAAGGAAACAUUCUCUGCUAAUUACAAUCCCUGGCAACUUGAGCGUAAGUUUGGGGGGGAGGUAGAUUUGAAAUCCUGGUACCCCUUCAAAUUCUACCCAAAUUGCACAUCAGCUACCGUUAACAACAGUAAUUCUACCGAAGUUUAUGGAGAUAACGUAGCCAUUGGCAGUAAGAUACACGAUCUUCCAAAAAUUUUCUUCACAGGAAGAUGUCUUGUCCCUUGUCAAAAAGACAUUUGGCAACCUUACUUGAAUACACUUGCGUUGACUGAAACCACUGUCAAAUAUUUAACCAAUAUAGACCCAAGUUUGCAGGAUUGUCUCAAUUUGGUUGGUGAUUAUGAGGAUUUAAGAAGGUUGUAUUUUGACAAUUGA
This is a messenger RNA of Babesia microti strain RI, 1149 nucleotides long. Its product is annotated as Sec14 domain containing protein. NCBI's taxonomy places the organism in Eukaryota, Apicomplexa, Aconoidasida, Piroplasmida, Babesiidae. The transcript has 2 exons. The coding region runs from base 1 to 1149 and encodes 382 amino acids. The record is from RefSeq and is a predicted model, not a curated record.